Acyrthosiphon pisum (pea aphid) is the source of this 2535-nucleotide messenger RNA. It is a transcript of the gene MESR3, whose product is annotated as misexpression suppressor of ras 3. Lineage: Eukaryota; Metazoa; Arthropoda; Insecta; Hemiptera; Aphididae. The transcript is spliced from 4 exons. Gene Ontology annotation, molecular function: DNA-binding transcription factor activity. The coding region runs from base 631 to 1488 and encodes 285 amino acids. The record is from RefSeq and is a predicted model, not a curated record. Gene Ontology annotation, biological process: regulation of transcription by RNA polymerase II.
GCUUGCUGCACUCGGCGGGCAGUUUGAAUUUGUGACCGGCACGCGCGCGUCUGAUACCCUCACGGCGUUUCUCUAUAAUAUACAUGUGAUUUUCGUGUACAACGAUUCAUGAAUUUUUUGUUUUUAUUUUCGAUCCGCACGGUAUUUAUAACCCUGUCUAAUAAUUAGUUCUGUUUGACUGUCGGAUUUGGUGCAAGUGUGCGUAAUUUUUUUGUCAAAUAUUUAAUGAAAUAGCUGCUGAGACUGCUUGGCAAGCGUUUGAUUCAGCAAUCAGGUGUUUUAUGCAUGUGCACACGGUACAUACCGGGUAAUGGAGACGGACAAAUCUUUCGUGAAAAAUAUCGUUUAGCAAAACAUAAUCGGCCAAAUGGAUUAUCGUCUGACCACUGUACAUUAACCAGCUCAUUCCAAUAGUUGUUGUCUAGAAAAUUACAACAAUGCUGUAUACUUCUUCAGUACCUACUCCAUGAUAUUGUUAUGUCGUUGUCGCAUCCGUUUGUGACUGGCCAGACGAAAACUGCUCCUCGCGGUGCGUACAUCUAAUAACUGGAAACCGUCCGAGUGACCAUAAUCGGGUAGCGCCGAGUGGGAGACAUCGGCAACCUGUUUCCCAGAAGAGCGCCCCAAACAAUGCGACAGGAUCCAAUCAUGCCACCUGGCGUUGCAGUGUCCCCAAGUUCGAUUUCAUCAGGAUAUGCAGCUUGUUCAUUGAUCAACGUGGACAGAACAGAUCAGCAACAAGCUCUCCGUGAAAAUUUCCCGGAAAAUAUGGAUUCACAUAUGGGAAUUAGUAGCAGUAGUAGUAGCAGUAGCAGCAGCAGUAGUAGUAGCAGCAGCAGCAGCAGCGCUAGCAGUGGGGAGAGUGCUGAACUUUCAGACAAAGAUCAACUUCAGGUGCAAUCCUGUUACAAAGGCCUAAAAACACAGGUGUACGUGUGCGGAUCGAUGGCCAACUUGUACGUGCACAACUCGUCUCCGGAAGGCAGCUGGGACCUGAAGUUCACCGGGAUCCCGGUUGUGCUGUACGACAGCGGGGAGACUAGGUCCAGAGACAAGCCCCGCAUCCAGAUACUUCUCGUGGAGCGCGGCACGUGUUUCGCCCUGUGGCGGGACACGAUCGACAACUUGACCUCGUACAAGGUGUCCAGCCAGGGGUUCCACACCAUGUGCUUGUCGACCGACCACACCCAGCUGAUCGGAUUGAGCUUCGACUGUUCGGAAGCCGCCCAGCAGCUGUGGUCGCACAUCGACCGGCUCACUUCCGACCCGGAGAACAUCCGGCUGUCCGGCCCCGGAAACCGGUCGAAGAGCGCCAGGAAACAGAAGCACAGACCGGCGCCUGUCCGCCGGCUUCCGGACAAGUCGCACAUAUCCACACCGUGCUGCUUCGAGCACAUCACCAACGUCGAAGUAUCCGACCGGUCCAGAUACUUGUCUCUGCAAAGUCUCGUGCCAACUCCGGCGAUGGUGCCGCUUGACGCCCCUUGACCAGUGAAACGUGACAAAGACGCGUGAAACGGUUCCGGCGGCGGCGGCGUACAUCAUAAUAUAAUAUAGGGAUCUCUGUACAUAGUCAGUUUUUUUCGCAGUCAUUAUUAUAUUCUUUACGAGAACCGGCAAACACCGCGUUGUAACGAUUUAACUAAACCAACACUCGCCGUGUGCAGUCUCGUUCCGAUAGAAUCCUUUUAUAAGUAUACAAUAUAUAAUAAUAAUAAUACUCUCUUUAUCCUAGUCCGCACUGGAAAAUUGAAUAUACUGAUACUAUAAUAAUAUGGUAUUAAUAUAUUAUAAGUAGUGUUUUUUGUAGUAAGACGUCGUUCGUGUCGAACGGGGAAGUAAAAGUUCUAACUACGUCCCGCAUACUACAAUGAUAAUAAUAUAUAAAAUAUAUAAAAUAUGUAUUAUUUAAAAUUUAUAAAAAUCGAAGUCGUGAUAUUAUGUUAAGCUUAAGAAUAGUAGUUAUGUCAUCGACGGUAAAUAUUGUGCAUGUUCAUUGUUCAACGAUUGUAUACUCUUUAAUAAAAAUGUAUGUUUUAUGGCAUACUUAACUAGUUGUAAAUAGCAAUAUGAUACUUAAACGAAAUUAUUUAACUAUGCAUUACGACUAAAUAUAAUAUAAUGUCAUAAUGACUGUCAUUAAGAAGAUAUUUUAUAAGUUUACAAAUUCUUGUAUGCUCGUAUCCUUUAUUGUUGCCUACAUAAUAUUAUAAAUAUUCCAUAAUCACUUAUGCUUGGGUAAACUCUCUAAGUUAUGUUUAUAUGUUAUUAGUAUUAUUACUUAUUACCUGUUAUAUAAUAUUGUAUUAAUUUAUGACAAUUUUUUUCUUACACACUUCAUGCUUUUACUUUAAAUUUUAAAAUAAUAAUUUUAUUAUAUCCAUCAUCCAUAUAAAAUUAUUAUAACUAGAUAUUGUUUUUUUUAAUUUAUUAAUAAAUAUUAAGACUAAAAUAUGUAACAGUAAUUAAUAAUUAUUACUUUAUAGUAUUUAUAAAUAUACGUAAUAUAUAAUAUAUAUCUGUUGUUAUACAUAA